UGCACGGCGCGUAUUCAAUCACACUGCGCUUCGAACUCCAGGAGCGAUGGCAUUCUGUUCUAUCGGCUGCCUUUUGGUUUUGGUCGCUCACUAUGGGCUGACGGAACCAUUAGAUGACGCGGUCACGCCGUUACGCACCGCGGAACCGGGCGGGAAUAUCACGCUGAAAUGCAGAGUAGACCCAAGUAAAGUAAGCACUUAUUCAUUUGCCGAGGUUACCUGGUACCGGCAGGAGCCGGACGGGCGAAUCCGGAUCGUCACAUACCUGAACACUCUCUACUUAAAAGAGGGUCGCUAUUCCGGAACACUCGACAACAAGAACGGACAAUAUAAUUUAACCAUUGCGGGCCUCCGCAGAAACGACUCGGCCGUGUAUUUCUGUAUAGCAAGAGCAGCUCUCCUGUUCAUACCCGGGUCCAGCUCCAAACUCGUUGUAUCAGACCCCCUGACUGUCCCGAGUGUGGAGUUAUACUCUCCGGGUCUGUUUGAAGGCGAUACGGACUGGACAGAGCCGGUUCCGGUGCUGUGUUUGGUGAGAGACACGUCUCCGGGGCGGCACCGAGUCCUCUGGACUAUCGGCGCCGAGGCAGCCGCGCCGGGCAGCGCAGAGGAGGGAGAGAUCGAACCCGACGGGUCCUAUAGCGUGCGCAGCUACGUCACAAUCAGCGCGGAUCAAUGGAACAGCGGCGCUGUAAAGUGCGAGGUUUACAACAACAUCACCAACGUCACAGAAAACGUCUCCGCGUCACUCCGAAGGCAAGAUUGCGUUCCUGUGUUGUUUUACGGACUGCCCCCAGUUCUCCUGCUAAUUCUGGUCGUGGUGUGUGUGGCGUGUGUUUACAGAAGACUUCAUAAAACUAAAACCGAUCACAAGUCCAGCGACGCGCCCUGCCGUCCCCAGCGCCGCGCCCGACACAGAACAGUCCAGGAUUACUCGACGGAAUACGCAUCGCUCAAUCUGUGACGUGAUCCACAAAGCAGCGCGCUCAUCUUUCAAUGCAGCCGUGGAUAUGUUUUUCAUGUGGAGAGAGAGAGAGAGAGAGAGAGAGAGAGAGAGAGAGAGAGAGAGAGAGAGAGAGAGAGAGAGAGAGAGAGAGAGGACUGUGCUGUAUGCUUUAGAACCAAGGUCAGGGUCAAUACCUGUUUUUCAAUUCCAAGACCAAUUCACUGUAUAAAUACACGCGUAACGGUAAUUGCAAUGUCUUUGUCAUGUCCAUGUUAUUAAUCAUUGUUACAAUGUACUUAAUGUGGAAAUCUUUGUGCACAAUUACAAUGUACUUGCAUAUAUCGCGCAAAAAAAAACAUCUACACCACGCACACUGUAACUAUGAUUUUAAUGAUGUGUCAGCCCGCAUGCAUUUACCAAAUACACAGUAAUUACAGACUCCAUGUAACGUGUUACCCUUUUAAGGAAAACAACCAAAAAAAAACAGCCGAAAUCAAAUUCCAGCCCGUCAUGUUGUACGCCU
Acipenser ruthenus (sterlet) is the source of this 1469-nucleotide messenger RNA. RefSeq lists its product as uncharacterized. Lineage: Eukaryota; Metazoa; Chordata; Actinopteri; Acipenseriformes; Acipenseridae. The record is from RefSeq and is a predicted model, not a curated record. The transcript is spliced from 6 exons. The coding region runs from base 47 to 964 and encodes 305 amino acids. Gene Ontology annotation, biological process: response to bacterium.